UUGCCGUCGGGCGGCGACGCGUCGCGGCGUCGCGCGGAUUUUCCGAUUCCUCCUCGUCUCGCGUCUCUCGUCGCCCACCGUUCCGUCGCGUGUCGUCUUCGGACCUGCAGGCUGCAGACGAAUGGGAUUUUUAAAUCGCACAUAGGAUUCACCUUCGGACUCGAGAUAUCGCGUAAUUGUUGGUAUCCAAGCACCCUCUCGAUUGAUCGAUAACUCCGCCGUCGCCGGCAUCGCCUAGCAUUUGUUCUCGGAACGCGGGGAAAUGGGCUUGAUAGUUUCGGCGAGGCGGACAGGCUCGGCCUAGCGCGAUCGCGAUAUAUUGAUCGACGUCUUUUCUUUCUGGUCCUGACGUGAUGACCAACGUGAAACACCAAGGGAGAUAACGUGGACGAUUGCAAUCCGGACUUUCGCGACAUGUAGUGCUCGCGACUCGUCGGUCACCAGAGUGUAGGUCGCGUCGAGUACGAUUGAGCGAAUUCGUGCGACAUUUUGUUCGAGCGAUGGGAUUGCUCGAUGAUGAGAGUAGAUUCGUGGCCUGGUGAUCCUGAGGUAGCGAAAGUAUGGCAGCGGCGCAGGGCACACCGGAGUCGGACACUGGGAGCUUCGAGUGUUUCAGAAACUACACGGCACCGGAGGUGUUUGUGCAAGGUCUGGCCGGCAUCGUCGAUCAGCAGGACGUGGAGUCUAUGAUACGUGCACAGAAACAGAUGUUACAAAGGUUUGAAAAGACCAACGAGAUGCUGACAAAUUGCAAUCAGUUGUCGGUGAAUAGACUCAAGACUGCCGGUACAGAAUUCAAGAAGCACACUGCUCUUCUAGUCGAGAUGAAGAGGGACCUGGAUUAUAUUUUUAAGAGGAUUCGCUUGAUAAAGAGUAAAUUGAGCCAGCAGUAUCCACAGGCGUUCAACGAGGCAGUAAGGAGCAGUUUGGCGGAGGAAGUUAUCGUGGAAGAUGUCGAUUGCCCGGUGAAGCCUCUCGAGCCGGAGGUCGUGCCAUUGCCAACCGCUCCAGUUCACGGCGCUGCCGAUCAAGAUCCCGAUUCAGAUGUGCCGGUCGAGGAGUUUCAGUUCGCGAAGCUGCGCAAACGGCGAAUAAAGAGUAACGACAGCUCGUCGACGGAGAGCAACAACGAUCAGAGUAACGCCGAUACAUCGUCCUGCACAUCCGAUACCGGUUGAAAGCCGGGCAGUAAUGAGAGAAAGAGGGGGAGAGGGGAUGAGAGAGAAACGCUUGUCAUAAUAAUUGUUCCAAAGUCGGGCUCACGCACCGUCCGCUUUGAAUGUUGCUCGGGAGCGAUACGGGCUAAUCAAUCGGCCAAUCGAUCGAUCGAUCAGUAAGGCAAUAAGGAAGUCGGGAGGCGCGGAGUCUCAAGGUGGCGUCGACGCCACGCACAGCCAUAUCUCGAUGUUAUUGUGCGAGCUGCGAGUUUGUGAGUACUGUCAAUGUUAAGAAAAAUAAAUUCUUUGUACAUGGUAGAGCGGUGUUGAUCAAUUCCACACGACUGUUCCGGUGAAUGCGUGUAACGGCAAGCGAAAGAAAAAAAAAAGAGGAGGAGAGGGUGUCCUUACGGGACACCCGGGAGUUUUAAUUCGCAAGUCGCGUCAGGCCGAGACGACUAGAAUCGUCACCACCUGGGGCGUUUCAUUAGCGAGGACGCAGCCGUCGUCGUCGUGAAAUAUUUCGCUUGUCCGGCCGACAAAGGUGGCGCCGAGAUUAAUGCGAAUGCUUUUCACGGCUGCAUCCGCGCCCACGUCGCGCCGGCUCUGCUAUACUUAGCCAGCGCGACGCGCGCGUCUGGGAAAGAUUCAUGUGAAUUCUUUCGGCGUGUUAAUUCAGGAGAUUCAGGAGGAAGACGUUCCAAGUGUCCACUGUAUGUGUUCAGCGCAACGAGGGAGUACAGUGAACGAUGUCGACGUCGACGUCGUUAUGACACGUCACUUCGGCGAAAUGUG
Messenger RNA from Trachymyrmex cornetzi, 1952 nucleotides. RefSeq names its product kxDL motif-containing protein CG10681. Lineage: Eukaryota; Metazoa; Arthropoda; Insecta; Hymenoptera; Formicidae. The record is from RefSeq and is a predicted model, not a curated record. Gene Ontology annotation, biological process: lysosome localization. Gene Ontology annotation, cellular component: BORC complex. The transcript has 4 exons. The coding region runs from base 561 to 1178 and encodes 205 amino acids.